CAGUAAGCGUGUGGUGUGUUUGAAUGUGUUUGUUUUGGGUCAGUUGUUGCGUUUGGAAAUAAAAUGUUGAAUUUACAGUAAAGUCAGCGGUUUGACAGUACAACAGCAUGGACAACCAGGCAGCGUCGUGUUUGUUCUUCGGUGGUUAAUCAGGACGUCUGUGAGUAUGUUUGAUCAGAUGCUUUAAGACGAUGUUGAUUCGUCUGAUAUCAUGCCACCGGUGGCAGGCCUUCAUACGAACUGGCGGUUGGGUAAGAAGAUGCUCCAGCUCUGCAAAACCCAAACCCCAGCAGGGCUCAGAUCAGACCCGUCUGAACCCCCUCAACAUCCAGAUGCUCUCCAGAAACCUGCAGGAGCAGAUAUUUCGAGGACAGAUGCAGGAAUACACAGACGAGGAUGUUGAACGCAGUAUUAAACACUUGGAGCGUCAUGGACUGUGGGGGAAAGAAACGUCUCUGUUGCCUGACGUCCAGCUCAGAUUACCUGAAAUGUAUGGAAGUAAUAUUGACGAACACUUCCGACUGCUUGCCCAAAAGCAGAGUCUGCCAUACCUUGAAGCAGCAAGCCAGCUUCAGAAAGCACAGAUUCCCAGAAUGCCCCAGGAGUGGGCUUGGGAAGUGGGCUGGACACGGUAUGGGGUGGCUGGAGAGAGGCAUAAGGUGAAUUUUCCAGAUGAGAACGCCCUGGUGUUUGAUGUGGAGGUCUGCAUGGCGGAGGGACACUGUCCUACACUGGCUGUGGCCCUUUCUCCUACUGCAUGGUACUCGUGGUGCAGUCACAGGCUGGUGGAGGACCGGUACGCCUGGUCGAGUGACCUGACCCUGGCGGAUCUCAUCCCGCUGGAGACCCUAGGAAACUCCAGUCAGCCAAGGGGCGGCGAGUGGAAGGAGCGGCUAGUGGUCGGACACAAUGUGAGCUUUGACCGGGCACACAUUAAAGAACAGUACUUACUAAAGGGCUCCAAGAUGCGUUUUCUGGAUACAAUGAGUCUCCACAUGGCGAUAUCAGGCCUGACGGGGUUUCAGCGCUCGCUCUGGAUGGCCAGCAAAUACGGCAAGAGAAAAGGCCUACAGGAAGUUAAGGAGCACAUGAAACGCCUUGGCCGCCGCCCAGAGGGACCGAAGAUUGGCUCAUGGGAAUGGGUUAAUAUCAGCAGUAUUAAUAACCUCGCUGACGUUCAUGCUCUCUAUGUGGGAGGAGAUCCUCUGAUGAAAGAAUCUAGGGAGUUGUUCGUGAAGGGCAGCAUGUCUGACAUUAGGGGAAACUUUCAGGAGCUGAUGCAGUACUGUUCUCUUGAUGUUUUGGCCACUCACGAGGUCUUCACUCAACAGCUGCCUCUCUUUAUGGAGCGGUGUCCUCAUCCAGUGACUCUUGCAGGUAUGCUGGAAAUGGGCGUGUGCUACCUUCCUGUCAAUCACAACUGGAGGCGGUACUUAGAAGAUGCCCAGGCCACCUAUGAAGAGCUGCAAAGAGAGAUGAAGAAAUCUCUGAUGAUUCUGGCUGAUGACGCCUGCCAGUUACUGCAGGAUGAUCGGUAUAAAGAUGACCCCUGGCUGUGGGACUUGGAUUGGGAUGUUCAGGAAUUCAAACAGAAGAAAGUGCCUGUAGGUAAGAAGAAAGCCAAAGAGGAGGCUGAAGCAACAGAAGCUGCAAAUGGCAGUGAAGCCAUAGACUGGCCUGAGGAUCCAGGUCCUCCGUUAGAAGAAGAAGAGGGAGAUUCAGACCCCCGCAGAGAGCUUUUACAGCGGCUGAAGGAGACUGUCAGCUGCCUGCCGAAGAGGAGACAGCACUUACCUGCCCAUCCCAGCUGGUACCGUAAGCUGUGUGUGAAGAUGUCUGAGGCUGAGGACUGGUCUCCUGGAGCCAGUCUCAUCAGUCUCCAGAUGAGGAUCACACCCAAACUCAUGGGCCUCACGUGGGACGGUUUUCCCCUUCAUUACACCGACCAGCACGGAUGGGGUUAUCUGGUCCCAGGUCGAAGAGACAAUCUGGAGAUCUCAGAGGAAACUGAAGGACCUGUGUGUCCAUACAGGGCAAUUGAGCGCAUCUAUAAGGAGUACUGUGAACAGAAGGGGAAGGAACAGCCUCAGUAUCCGGACAGUCCUGUUUCUGAUGAGCUCAUGUUGACUGAUACUGCUGUUUGGCAGACGGUUGAAGAAGUGAGUCGACUGGAGACGUUUGAUGAUGAAGCACUCAGUACAGCAGCCCCAUCCAAGAGGAUCACGAAAAAAGUAAACUCCGUAGCCAAAAGCUUGAACGGCGAGUGUCCCUAUCACCAUGGAAACGGACCGUACAAUGAUGUGAACAUUUCUGGAUGCUGGUUCUUCAAACUCCCUCAUAAGGAUGGAAAUGAGAAUAAUGUGGGAAGCCCGUUCUCCAAAGACUUCCUGUCCAAAAUGGAGAGUGGGACGCUUCAGGCGGGACGAGAGGGAACGAAUGCCACACGGGCCCUGGAGAUCAACAAGAUGAUUUCCUUCUGGAGAAAUGCCCAAAAACGCAUUAGCUCUCAGAUGGUGGUGUGGCUCCGGAGAGCAGAACUGCCGCGCUCCGUCAGACUACAUCAGGAUUAUGAUGAGGAAGGACAGUAUGGGGCCAUUUUACCACAGGUCAUCCCAGCAGGAACGGUCACCCGCAGAGCUGUAGAGCCAACAUGGCUGACUGCAAGUAAUGCUCGGAAGGACCGUGUGGGCAGUGAGCUGAAGGCUAUGGUUCAGGUUCCUCCUGCUUAUCAUCUGGUUGGAGCAGACGUGGAUUCUCAGGAGCUCUGGAUUGCUGCUAUGCUGGGAGAAGCACACUUUGCUGGAAUGCACGGCUGCACAGCAUUCGGCUGGAUGACGCUGCAGGGAAAGAAGAGUCAGGGCACGGAUCUGCACAGCCGCACUGCAGAUGCUGUGGGCAUCAGUCGUGAACAUGCCAAGGUCUUUAACUAUGGGCGCAUUUAUGGAGCCGGUCAGCCGUUUGCAGAGCGACUGCUCAUGCAGUUUAACCACAGACUCAGCCAACAGGAGGCUGCCGGGAAAGCUCGGCAGAUGUACGCGCUCACCAAAGGACUGCGCAGGUAUCACCUGUCUGAGGAAGGGGAAUGGCUGCUACAGAAGUUGAAUGUGAAUGUAGAAAGAGCUGAGGAUGACUCCGUCUCACUGCAGGAUCUGCGGAAGAUUUCUAAAGUGGCAUCUCAAAGCACCACUAGAGGGAGCAAGAAAAAGUGGAAUCUGUCUGCGGGACGAGUGUGGACGGACGGGACAGAGUCACACAUGUUCAAUAAACUGGAAAGCAUCGCUCAUUCUGACAAACCAGCCACUCCAGUGCUGAACUGCAGGAUUUCCAGAGCUCUGGAGCCGUCUGCGGUUCAGGAGGAGUUCAUCACCAGCAGGGUGAACUGGGUGGUCCAGAGCUCUGCGGUGGAUUAUCUUCAUCUGAUGCUGGUCUCCAUGCGCUGGCUCUUCGAGGAGCAUGACAUCGACGGACGCUUCUGCAUCAGCAUUCAUGAUGAAGUUCGCUAUCUGGUGACCAGUGAAGACCGAUAUAGAGCUGCACUGGCCCUCCAGAUCACCAACCUGCUCACCAGGUGCAUGUUUGCGUUUAAACUGGGGAUGAUGGAUCUGCCGCAGUCGGUGGCCUUCUUCAGCGCAGUGGACAUUGAUAAGUGUUUAAGAAAAGAGGUGACGAUGGACUGCAAGACACCAUCCAGUCCUGCUGGAGUUGAGCGGAGAUACGGGUUACCACAAGGUGAGGUGCUGGACAUUUAUCAGAUUAUAGAGAUUACCAACGGCUCUUUGACUAAACUAAAACGACAAGCUCCAAGGUCAAAAUAA
Molecule: messenger RNA, 3815 nt
Organism: Danio aesculapii
Lineage: Eukaryota; Metazoa; Chordata; Actinopteri; Cypriniformes; Danionidae
Gene: polg
Product: polymerase (DNA directed), gamma
Exons: 23
Coding region: 192-3815 (1207 amino acids)
Biological process (GO): mitochondrial DNA replication
Cellular component (GO): mitochondrion; gamma DNA polymerase complex
Molecular function (GO): DNA binding; DNA-directed DNA polymerase activity; 3'-5' exonuclease activity
Source: RefSeq, a predicted model, not a curated record